CCCAAUACUGUGCCAAAUGUGAUAAACUGUUAACUAAUAUUGGCUUUGAUUACAACAAACAUGUGAACAAAACAGUUGAUGAAAAUAAGUGUAUGACUAAUAGCUGCUACUAUUGUAGCGAUUGUGAUAUUUAUGAUAGUAAUACCUGUGCUACCGGUGCCGCCACGGCCUGUGUCUCCAAUGGCGGCACCGCUCCUGCCGCUCCCGAUGGCCAUACGUGUAGUCAUUAUCAGUGCCAUCGACCGCAACAUCAAUACAAUAAUUUGGAUAAUUUAAGUCAAUAUUCACUUCACAUGGAAAAGGAUUUUAGGUACUACUUCCAGCACCCGUACGCCCGGCUAUUCGUCGC
Messenger RNA from Oppiella nova, 349 nucleotides. Lineage: Eukaryota; Metazoa; Arthropoda; Arachnida; Sarcoptiformes; Oppiidae. The record is from the annotation of a GenBank genome assembly.